AGGUUGCAAUUCUUCCAUCUCUCUGAUCUUUCAUCUACUUCCUGUCUUUCACGUUUGUGGAUUCAUUGCAGGAGAAACCUGACAAUACGCGCAAACAUGGGUUUUCAGAAUAUUUGGUAUUCACAUCCACGAAAAUAUGGUCAAGGAUCUAGAUCCUGUCGUGCCUGUGCAAAUAGACAUGGGCUUAUUCGCAAAUAUGGCCUGAAUAUCUGCCGACAGUGUUUUAGAGAAUAUGCAGCUGAUAUUGGUUUCAAGAAGCUGGAUUAAAUGUAACGUAGGAAUAGUUCAACUACUUAAAUCAAUAAAACAAAACUGGAUUUCUACUAUUCUUGUCUCAGCAACAUCUUGGGAUUAAAUUGACAUCUAAAAAACAAAAAUUGUAACAUCUGGCUUUCACUAUGUGACAUUCUUGAAAUAAAUAUAUUUAUGUCUGUGUAA
Messenger RNA from Monomorium pharaonis (pharaoh ant), 438 nucleotides. RefSeq names its product 40S ribosomal protein S29 (gene RpS29). NCBI's taxonomy places the organism in Eukaryota, Metazoa, Arthropoda, Insecta, Hymenoptera, Formicidae. The coding region runs from base 97 to 267 and encodes 56 amino acids. The transcript is spliced from 3 exons. The record is from RefSeq and is a predicted model, not a curated record. Gene Ontology annotation, molecular function: zinc ion binding; structural constituent of ribosome. Gene Ontology annotation, cellular component: ribosome; cytosolic small ribosomal subunit. Gene Ontology annotation, biological process: translation.